AUGGAAUUUGGACUCAGUUUCGGGGCCGUCGGCGACUUCAUUUCAAUUGCUGUUCUAAUCAAGGACAUUAUCGCUGCCCUUGAUGACUCACGUGGAUCUGUCAAAGAAUACCGGGAGCUAGUGCAACAACUCAAUACUCUCAGCCAGACACUGGAUGCGAUACAGCAAACGCUUGAAAAUCCUCAUUUAACACAUUCCAUAGAGGGAAUAUCAGGAAUCGCACUUGACACGGUAGCCAAGAUCAAGAACUGCUUGGUUGGCUUCCUGGCCAAGAUUAGCAAGUAUGAGCCAGCCUUGGGUACCAGUGCUCCCCUGCAGAAAACUUCGUUGAACAGCAUUCGGAGAAAGGUCCAGUGGAAUUUGAAUGAGAAAGAUGUCGAAAAGUUCCAUUCUGAGGUGAUGGGAUAUACUAUGGCGCUUAAAGUGGUUUUCGAUGUCAUCACAGUACGGGUAUUACAAAGAAACCAUGAUUCUCUAGUCAGACAACAAUUUGCUUCCGAGAGUCGUACAGCAGCAUUGAUUCGUCAAUCAGAGGCAUCGUUACGAAGAUUUCUCGAAUUCAUAGGUCGAAGUAUAAUAUCCAAGCUGGAGAUUCUCUAUAGCUUAGGUAUACAGCUCAAGAUAACCACAGGUCAGAUCGUCUCCAUGGUACAUGGCAUUGCAGGAGAUCUCAACAGCAUCAAGGCCAUCGUGAUGCGCCUUGACAGAGGACCGAGAGAUGAGCACUUCGUCUUGGAAGACAUCACUGGGAGGGUCUUUCCCGUUCAUCUGAAAACUAUCACUUCUUGGGAGAUUCUUGAAUUUAUACUCAGCGAACGUUUCAAGGGUAGGAAAGGUGCUCGUAGGGUUCAGCAAAGACGUUACACUCUGCGUGAGAACAAGACUCAUAGAGAGAUCGAUGGGUCCAUACCAUGGGAUGGCGCUUUUUUACCAUAUCAAAAAGUCAACAUGAGCUUGAUAUGUAAUGAGGCUGAGGACAGUGGAACAAGUGGAAAAGCAACAUCGAGCUGCCCUUUCUGCAAAACAUCUUUGGAUGACGUCGCCCCACUCGGGGUCGAGAUGGAAUGGAAACCAGAAUUGUGGUCGAUUCUUUACCAGAGUGGUUGA
Messenger RNA from Fusarium poae, 1107 nucleotides. RefSeq lists its product as uncharacterized. The record is from RefSeq and is a predicted model, not a curated record. The coding region runs from base 1 to 1107 and encodes 368 amino acids. The transcript is spliced from 3 exons. NCBI's taxonomy places the organism in Eukaryota, Fungi, Ascomycota, Sordariomycetes, Hypocreales, Nectriaceae.